Actinia tenebrosa (Australian red waratah sea anemone) is the source of this 7132-nucleotide messenger RNA. Its product is annotated as low-density lipoprotein receptor-related protein 4. Gene Ontology annotation, cellular component: plasma membrane. Lineage: Eukaryota; Metazoa; Cnidaria; Anthozoa; Actiniaria; Actiniidae. Gene Ontology annotation, molecular function: Wnt-protein binding; Wnt receptor activity. Gene Ontology annotation, biological process: canonical Wnt signaling pathway. The record is from RefSeq and is a predicted model, not a curated record.
UGGUGGCUUAGAGUAGAGCUAGAAAUAAAAGACAUCAUUGGGCUAUCAGGAACUGAUCGAAAACACACAACACUCAGUGCAGCUAAGGAUAAGCAGGGUCCGAGAGGCUACACUAAUUACAAGUGGUUACUCAAACUAGAAAAAGCCCGCCAUCGCGGCCAACGGUGUACAAAACAAUGACUUCAAGUUUUGUCACGCCAGAAAAUACUUGGAACAGAAGUGACCAGCACUCCAGAUAUCUGUCUCGAACAUACGAUUAUAUGAUGUAAGCGGGUUGGCUGUCUACGAAUAGUAUUUACCUUGAGCAAGUUGGCCUACCGUAUGCUUACAAUCCAAGGGCUUAUUCGCUGUUUAACACCGAGCGUUACCUUUUCCACUUGUUCUGUAGAAGUUACGGGGAUUUUUAUUGCGGGUUUUGACGUUUUUCAGGGAUGAAGGGCAUCAAAGCAAGAAUUACCGCCGCUAUGUUGAUGUUCCUUUACCUUGCUUUACAUAAUGCCGUAGCAAGUGGCCAAACGUUUGUACUGUUUUCCAAUAAAACACAUAUCAAUAGACUUGAACCGAACUCAGCACUUCCUAUUCCUGUUAUAUACAAUCUAAUGCAUGCCAUUGCCUUAGACGUGGAUGUUGCAGAGGGGCACGUUUAUUGGACUGACGUUAAAGAGAAAACCAUAAAACGUGCGAAUAUCGAUGGAAGUAAGAUAACUGACGUCAUAACGUCUAACAUCGGUAUAUGUGACGGGAUAGCUGUUGAAUGGGUGACAAGAAGAUUAUAUUGGACAGAUACAACUUACGACUUCAUCCAAGUAGCAAACCUUGACGGGAGUAAUAGACAAACUAUUAUCGACAGUGGUUUGGACCAACCCAGGGGAAUAGCAGUCUAUCCACAGGCAAAUAUGAUGUUCUGGACUGACUGGGGAGCCAAUCCAAAGAUAGAAAGAGCGUCCCUUGAUGGACAAUCAAGAAUAGCCUUAAUAACUGUCAACAUAAUAUAUCCUAAUGAAAUAACUAUAGAUUACUCAACUAAUCAAAUCUAUUGGGCUGAUGGUAAAUUUGGCUGGCUGCAAACCGCUGACCUUGACGGUAAAUCCAGAGACACUAUCUAUGUACAAGAAGAACCCAACGUCUUAGAACCUUUUGGUGUUUCAAUACUGGGAGAUACUAUUUACUGGACGGACUGGAUGUCAAAGGGAAUUCACAAAAUUAAUAAAAAGACCAAGAAACUGGAAGGAAAUAUUUAUAAUGUGGGUUUAGAGCCCGUGGGUGUGACGGUCUACGAUUCGUCCCGACAACUUCCAGGCAUCAACUAUUGCACGAACAAUAACGAUGGCUGUAGCUAUCUAUGCUUUUCCAGCUCAAAAGGACACCGUUGCGCAUGCCCAACAGGACGACAGCUGACCAGUGAUGACAAAACAUGUACUGAUGAAGUACCAAGCUCUUUCAUGUUAGUAACAGAUGCUGAUGCCCCAGCAGUAUACAAGAUUUACACUCAUCUUCCUAACCACAAUAGGAUGAUUGUGUCGGUCAAUGAAACAACGGACAUCACCUAUGAACCAUUUGAUCAAAGACUGUAUUGGAUUGAUGGAUCCCAAAGAAAUAUUCGACGAGUGUUUCUCAAUAUGAGCGGAGAAGAGGUUUUUGCAAGCUAUUCUGUCAGACCAGAAAGUCUAGCAAUUGAUUGGUUGGGAAGACAUCUGUACUGGACGGACGCAGGAACGCGUAGGAUCGAGGCCGCGCAACUAAACACGAGAAUGCAGACUCCUGUGAUUAUGCAAGGACUAGAGAAGCCGCGUGGUCUUGUUCUUGAUCCUCCUAAUGGACACAUGUAUUGGACUGACUGGGGAAGAAAACCAAAGAUAGAAAAAGCCAACAUGGAUGGAACGAGUCGAUUUACUCUAGUUGAAGAUGGUCUUCAUUGGCCUAAUGGGUUAACCAUUGAUUACCACGGCAGUAGAAUCUACUGGGCAGAUGCCUUUCACGAUAAAAUAGAAUCAUGUGACCUCUUUGGAGCCAAUCGACGAAUUGAAUUUCAAAGUCAAAACAUUCAUCCUUUCAGCUUAGCAUUCUCUGAUGGUUAUGUGUAUUGGUCUGAUGUGAGAAGUCAGAGUGUCCAAAAGCUCAAUACUACUACUGGGGUAUCUGUACCGUAUGUAAAACACUUAAGUCGACCAUAUGGGGUUUUUGUGUACGAUCCAGCAUCAUAUACGAAAGUGGCAACGUUAUGCGACAAUAUAAACGCAGGCUGCAGUCAUAUGUGUCUCAUUCGACAUAAUGGAUACACGUGUGCUUGUCCCUCAGGAUAUAAGCUACACUCUGAUCGUAAGACAUGCAAAAGAGCUCGAGAGUUUCUUCUUAUAACUGAUGCAAGUGCUCCAAGCCUUAAUAUUUUGCCGCUUGAUGGAUCAGAUUCUUCGUGGACUCCAGUUUCUGUCUUACCAGCAACUAGUACUCCAUCAGAUUUCGACUAUGAUCCUAUUCGUGAUACCCUGUUCUGGACGGACCUGAAUACGGGAACCGUCAAUUCCUACAACCUAGCAAAUGAGGAAUUUAAGUUUCUUCAUCGAUGUAAUGUCGAGAAACCUCUGGGGAUUGCUGUGGACUGGAUCAAUAAUAACAUUUAUUGGACAGAUUCAGAAAAGGGAAGAAUUGAAGUCAGUCGCCCUGACGGCUCCAUGAGGAAAGUUUUGGUGCAGAUAACAAAUGUAACAGGGAUUGUGCUUAACCUUGAACAAGGGAAGAUGUUUGUGAGUGCAUGUGGGAUAUUACCAAAAAUAGAAGUUCUACAGAUGGAUGGUACGUCCCGCAUGAUUGUCGUCAAUAGAGGAAUAGUCUGUCCUACAAGUCUGACCUUGGACCAUCAUUUAAGGCGUAUCUAUUGGCUUGACGCGACGAGAGGCGUUGUAGAAAGUGUAUACUUUAACGGCGCCAAUCGUGAAGUGUUUUACUUCGAGCACGGAGUGUAUCCACAAGGGUUUACACUUGAUAUGCCCUAUGCGUUCUUAACUGACCAACAUAGAGGGAACGUCUACAAGAUUAAUAUACAUAAUAAUUUCAAUGCGACCAUGGUAACAGGAAUGAAGAAACCAACCACCAUUCGCUAUUUUAAUACGACAUCGUUAACAAAUGUUUUCACCCCGUGCUCGUCAAACAAUAGUGGAUGUAGUGAUCUGUGCCUGUACAGUGCUGCUAAUGUCUUCAAGUGCGCAUGUGCAGAAGGAAAGAUUCUUAUGACCAAUAAAAAGUCAUGUGACUAUGGUUCUCGACGGACUAAUGGAGAAAGCAAAAGAACCCUUCUUAUCGCUGAUAUGGAUUAUCAAGAUAUAUUUGAAGUAGCGCUAGAUACCAGUGGCUUAUCAUGCGAUUCAAUCUACGACUCUCAAGUAUCAAAAUCUACGAUGCAUCGAGCAACGAAGGCCACACCAGCCUCUAUUACUUACAAUCCUAGCGAUCAGCUUCUUUACUGGACUGAUGUUGAACAGAGAGCUGUGAUGCGGGGAUCGAAAGAUGGACUUUUUAGUGAAAUUAUUGUUAAAAGCGGACUGGAGUACCCGGACGGUAUCGAUGUUGAUUAUAUAUCAGAAAACGUCUACUGGACUGACUCUGUGAACAAGAAGAUUGAAGUAUCGAAACUUGAUGGUUCUAACAGAAAGUUGUUGAUUAGUUGGUCCUUAAAAACGCCUGGAUCAAUUGUUGUUGAUCCUAUUGAAGGGAAUAUGUACUGGACAGUUUAUAGUUCUACAGCAAAAAUAGAAACCUCUCACAUGGAUGGCAGCAAUAGAAAGAUCCUUAUAGGAACCAACAUAAAAAGAGUUACAGGCUUGGCUAUAGAUUUUAAGUUCAGAAAGCUGUACUGGGUAGAUGGAGGGGCAGGUAAAAUUGAGUGUAUUUCACUGAGUGGACAAAACAGACUUAUUGUUUAUGAUACAUUACAAGAACGAGCCAAAAGAGCACCUUUUGGAUUGGCGUUUAAUAGGGGAAAGCUUUAUUGGGCUGACGUACUAACACGGUCAGUAUAUCAGCUAGAGAUAGCUAUUGGUACUACUCCUAAAGCCAUAAUUACUGGACUCUCUCGACCAGUCGAUGUUAGAGUAGUUGGUCCAAUGGAUAUAGAUAUCGACACCAACCAGUGUAGCGUUCGAAAUGGAGACUGCAGUAAUCUCUGUCUACCUUUACCAGCUCCCCCAGGACGCAAAUGCGCAUGUCCAGAUGGUGUUGCGCUUGAAGAUGAAGAUCCUACUACUUGUGUCGGAGUUAACAGAUGUUCGAAAAUCACACAACUUCUCAAUGGAAAGGUUGGUCUCGGCUGUAGAAACAUUCCAGGAGGUGUUUGUAAUGUGUCAUGUGACAAAGGGUAUAAACUUGUGGGAGAGCCAAUUAUGCGUUGUCUAGACAAUGGUUCAUGGACAGCGAGGUUACCCAGCUGUAAAGUUAUCACGUGCUUCCCACCUCUUAAGCCUAAAUAUGGAUUCUUCGAUUUGGAUGUUUGCAAUGACGGGUUUAAACCAGUCCAGUACGGCGUCACGUGUCAAUAUCGCUGUAACACAUCCUAUGGCUUUAUCCAAGAAGGCCCUGAAUCAACUACCUGCCAAUCAAACGGAUUGUGGACUAUGAGUAUUGUUCCCGCAUCUUGUAAAGAUAACCUUCCCCCAUUUUUAAAGAACUGUCCAGAUAACAUGGUGACAAAGACGGAUCCAGGGCUGCCAACAUCGUUAGUCCAUUGGAAAGUUCCAGUCCCUGAGGAUAAUGUAGAUAUGAAGCCAAGACUUGUAGUAAAUCCAAGCGGUAUACGCCCACCCCAUAGGUUCCCUGCUGGCAAGACCUAUGUGGUAUAUACGGCAAUAGAUAACAGUGGACUCAGAAGAUCGUGCAGCUUUUCUGUUGAAGUACGAGACGAAGAAGCUCCAAAAGUGAUCGAAUGCCAGAAGAACUUUACCUUCAUGAAAAGAAACAAAAUCAGUCGCGUUUUUUACCCUGGCAUUAAAUUUGCUGAUAAUGUUGGUGUGACUAAAGUAGACUUUAGUAAUGGUAGUAACGUGGCCUGGGGAAACCACCAAGUGACUGUUCGAGCUUAUGACGCAGCUGAAAAUACGGCAGAUUGUAAAAUCAACGUUUUAGUAUAUUCUGACAAAUGUAAAAUACACAUGCCACUCAACGGCUUCAAGUCCUGUCAAUUCUGGAGGAAUGGCGGCAUCUAUUGCAGCAUUGGGUGUAAAAAUGGAUACUCGUUUACCCAGGAACUCCAACAGCAUUAUUUCUGUGCUCCUGCUGAACGGCGAUGGGUAAACCUCAGGUCAUUCGCAGAUGGAGUUGCUCGUUUUCCUGAUUGUUCAAGAAUCGUUGGAUUUACCGAACUGUCUAUUAUGGGCCACCUUAGUUAUAAAACAGAAAAAUGUCUUGAACCAGCUAUUCUCCAAGGCAUCGAAAAUAAGAUCUCUCAACUCCUGAAGAAGUAUAUGACAUCAUCUCUGAGUGCUUGUGUGAAGAGAGGCAGUUGUAUGGUUGCCAGUAUUAAGAUAUUGUGUAACUCAAAAAGAGCCAAAAGAGAAACAUUUAAACAUGAUUUGACUGUAAAUUUUGGCAUCCGCGUUUAUUUAACGAAAGAGGCAUCAACUGAAGAUAUAAAUGCAACUCGAAAUGAGAUUAAGGCUCUCAUAAAACACGGUAUAAAUGUUAGUAGUUUGUCCAUGAUUAUUGGCAGCUAUCAUUUACGACUGGAUACAGAACAAGGUCUUGUCAUCGAUAACAUCAAAGGGAUAUGUGGUGAAGGACAAGUUUACUGGAAUGAAAAAUGCGUGAACUGCCCAGUUGGUUAUUAUCAUAAUGUUAGUCAAGAUAACUGCGAAAUGUGUCCUGUCGACUCUUACCAAGACAAAGAAGGACAAGUUGAUUGCAUGAAGUGUAAAGAAGGACUAUCAACUCUUGGCCUUCAAAGUGCGCGCACCAUCAACCAAUGCAGAGAAUGUGUAGAUAUCCCGGAUAAUGGAGUUGAUCAGUGCGAACAAUGGAAAGAAAAAGGCGAAUGUGAUAAUGAUCGGCCAACGAUGUUUAGAUUGUGCCCAAUGUCAUGUGGAUUCUGCUCAACUACGAUAGUCCAAUCCAAUCCAAAAUUAAGCAAGAAACAAAGAGGAGUCAAUCUGAAAGCAGUCAUUCCUGCUCUAGUUGUUCCUACUGUCAUCGUGGUGUCUGUUGUGCUUUUAGUCGUCAUUUUAUUAAGGAGAAAACAAAGAAGACGAAGCAAUAAAUGCACACUUGCACUGGAUAUGAUGCUUAAGCGAAAAGCUGCAAUUGACCAACCUCGCGGUGAAAGCUAUAAAUAUGGUGCUCCAGUGCAGCGAUUGAAGGUGAGAUUUGAAGAUAAAAAGAACAAAAACAAAAAGACGAAUUCAACCAACAACACCCUGAAUCCCGUUAAGAAACCAUCAAUAAGGAAAGAUAAGAAAAUCGAUGAUGAAGAUAUGUACGUGAAAAUUCCACUGAAAAAAACAAAGGACAAAAAAGACAAAAAAAGGAAAAAGAAAAACGAUAAAAAUUCAUCAUCGGAGGAGAUAAGUGAACAGGUCUCUACGUCCUUGGAACUGCAGGAGAUUAAUGCCCAGAUGGACGCUACUCAAGUGUAGAUGGAUAAAAGUGACGGCUGAAUACUUUUUCUGCCCUGACAGAUCUAGAGAGAGAACAAAGAUGAAGUUAAUUAGCGCGCACAACCAGUAGUGACAUGGUCAGCAGAACUUGACCGAUGAAGCACCUUUGAUAUUUGUUCAGCUUAUCCAAUGGAUUAUAUCAAUGUUUCCACGGAUAUUUAGAAAUAACAAAUCCUGCAAAUUUUGACAGUAAGCCUAUUUUGCAAAUCUACGGACUUGUUAUUAGUCAUUGGAUUCCACCAUUACAAUCACUGAUUAUGAAUGUUUAGAUUGAUCUCAACUCUAUCGUUAUUUUAAGCCCUUGACAUAGAUUAUUUAGUCAUAUCUUCAAACCAAUAUAAUCAUAAACAUGUUAAGAUGACAAUUCGUAUUAAGGAUAGUGAAAUAAGAUGGCUAGUAUUGAGUCAUUUCAUGAUAUUAUUUAUCAAUGAUAUUUAACUUAUUGUAAAUACAUAAAGUGAUCAAGAAUAAACUAAAUAUGUAACUACUCCAUG